This is a messenger RNA of Pomacea canaliculata, 4091 nucleotides long. RefSeq lists its product as uncharacterized. Bases 140 to 3529 code for a protein of 1129 amino acids. The record is from RefSeq and is a predicted model, not a curated record. Lineage: Eukaryota; Metazoa; Mollusca; Gastropoda; Architaenioglossa; Ampullariidae. The transcript has 18 exons.
AGUAGUAUACAUUCACAUCACUGAGCCUCCAUGAUGGCAGCCUGUACGAGUGAAGGUCACUACCUGUAAUGUAGCACGUCUGUGUACAACUAGUGUGUCUGAAGAGAUCUUGCAUGACAGCACUCCUCCUGUCACAGGUAUGUUUGCUGUUAAGACUGACCAUGCAGCUAAUCUCAGACGCCAUCUUGAUGGCUGGAUGGUUUGGUCCAGCCAGCAACUCCGGCUAGCAUGGCUUGGCUUCCUUGAUGUCCACUCAGGACUUGACCAUUACAUCAUCAGCGUCGGGUCCACCCCUUUUGCAAAUGACCUGAAUCUUGAGAACACUGUCAUCAAAGUGUUUCACAAUGGGUCUGGAACUCAGUAUGAGAACGAGGGCUUUGUACAGGUGUAUGAGGUAUCCACAAAACCAUUAACUGCUGCACUGAAGAUUUUUAUUGCCAUAUGGGCUGUGAACAAGGUUGGCCUACAGAGUCACCCUGCCCUGUCUGAGUUUGAGCUAGAAGAAGGUGGCGGUAUGUCCCUUGUUCGUCGUUGCACCCCCUUCAACUGUCUUGCUCAAUGCUUUUGUGCUGUGCAAGGGGCCACAUGCAAUGCAUCAUCCUGUGCCCCGCUUCCUGAAGAAAGUAAUCCUAACUCACUGCUGACUGUGUAUGAUCAUGCUGAUCUGACCACACUCAUAUCUCCAAGGACUUCAUCAUCAUCAUCAUCAUCAGAAGACUACACACCCAGCAGUUCUUACCUAGCAGCUUCUUGGAAUGUAACUGUAUCACGAGGACUAAAACCAAACAGAUAUGAAGUAUCAGCUGGCAGAAGUGAUCAGGCAACACCUGCAGGUGUGUUUCGUGUCGCACUUGAUCGCAUAUGGAUGGAUGUGGGCUUGGCACCAUACUCUCUCCUCACCAUUCCAUCGGGCAGCCCACUCAUUCCAAAACUAAAAUAUUCAACAUUUGUGAGAGCUUGGUAUCCAAAUGGAAACUUUGCACUGUUUAAAUCUAAGGGCAUUAUUCCUGUUCCUAGUCGUCCAAGUAUCAUCAACUUAUUGGGCAGAGGGGUCAAAGAACAUGCUCAAGCGGGGCAGGACAAGGAUGUAGACUAUGUGACAAGAUCUGAUUCACUUCACACAUCCUGGAGAGGAACCUUCCUCAACACUACAGCACCACUUCAGAGUUUUCAAGUAUAUGUUGGGACUUCUGUUGAGGGAAAUGAUGUGCACAGUUCAGGACCCUUGUCAGGUAACACAGAGUCUUACUAUGCUACUGGUCUGUCACUGAGAGAAGAUACUUUAUACUACACCACAGUGGUUGCAGUGGGUAGCAGUGGUUUGAUGUCUUGGGAUGUUUCUGAUGGCUUCAUGCUGGAUCUUCAGCCACCUGUUGCUGGCCUUGUGUUAGAUGGAGAUGGUCUGCAUGAUGCAGACUACCAGUUGUAUGACCAGUUGAUCAGCGCAAAGUGGUUUGGCUUUACUGAUUCUGGUUCUGGCAUUCGGCGAUUCUAUUGGUGCGUUGGCACAACCAAUGACUCUGACACAUGUAAUGUCAUGCAGUGGACAGAUGUUGGCUUGAAAACAAAGGGCAGCUUUACACCUUCAUCUCCUUUAAACCAGGGCACAAUAUUUUACAGCAAAGUCUAUGCUGUUGAUGCAGUGGGACACAGGUCAAGUGUCAGUGUGUCAGAUGGGGUGAAGGUUGAUAUAACACCCCCACGUGCUCUUGACAUAAUUUAUACAGACAACAUUAACCAUGUAAACAACCCUUCCUUUGAAGAUGAUGUCACGUCUAACACAGGACAGAUCGUGUGUGACAGCAAGCCUCCAUCUUCUUGGAAGAUUGGACCAGGAUCCUGCAUAAUCCUUCAGCAUCCUCGGCAUGCAAUCUCUGCAGACGGCACACAGCAUGUGUUGCUGUCUGGUGCUGUCAUGCAGAGUGUGUCUGGCCUUACUUCAGGAUUGGUUUACCGGCUGACAGUCAGACUUGCUCACCCAGAAACCCUCAGGGACCACCACAAACCAGUCCAAGGUUAUGUGCAGAUCGGAACCCAGCAACACACGUUCACACUUGAUCCUGCCAUGUGCCGGGGUGUGUGUGAUACUGAGAAAGAGCCAGUUAUCAUGUGGCACAGUUUCACGUAUGUGGUGACCGCACACAACUCCACACUGACUUUGGUCAUCAGCACGACAUCCUCCUCCACAGACCAGCAGCUAGCACUGGACUAUGUUGUCCUUGAGACCAUCCACUAUGUCCAGCAGACAGAGACUUCCAGAAAUGUCACUAGUGAGUCUCAUCUCUCUGCCAGUGCCGUGUUCCUGCCACACUGGUCAAUGGUGCAGUCAUCCUGGCAUUUCUUAGACAAUGACUCUCCCAUUACAGACUACAAGUGGGCGCUAGGGACAGUGGCAGGUGGGGUUCAGAUCCAGGGGUUCAAGGGUGUAGGACAGCGACAACAUGGUUCUGCUCUGGGACUUACACUCCAUCAUGGCACACCACUCUAUGUGACGGUGGUAGCAUCCAAUGCUGCAGGACUAACAACAGUGGCAUACUCUAGCCCUCUUCUGGUUGACAUGACCCCACCAAUUAUAACAGAUCUUAUUGAUGGAACACAGGAAGAUGUGGACUUUCAAACAGGUUUUUUCAUAGGAGCAUCAUGGAGAGCCACAGACUACGAGUCAUCUGUAGCUUACUGUCAGUGGGCUAUUGGCUUUGAAGCAGGGUCAGGUGAAAUUUCACCUUUCCAGAGAGCUCCUCAACCAACGUCCAAUACAUACACUAUCACAGCUGAUGUUGGUUUCUCUCUCAAAGACUUGAAGCUGCCCCAGACUCUCUAUGUCUCUGUUCGCUGCUACAAUAAAGCAGGCUUACCAGGGUUUGGUCAUACUGAUGGACUCACCAUUACACCUGAUAAUGAGGAGGCUAAGCUUGGAGGACUGCGUUUCCUUGGUGAUAGCAUCACUGUGUAUCCAGUGCGUGAAGCUUGUCAGGUGAUGCAAAACCGCUUACGCAUGAGUUGGCAAAACUUUGCCUCUCUGAAUCCACUGGCUGGCUUUCAGAUUGACCAUUAUUCCAACAUCGACCAAGACUCGUAUCAGACAAAGAACCUUCCUUACCUACUGGAGGCUACAAGAAUCUCAGGACUUGCGCUCACAAACAAUACCAUGCAUACAUGGAGUGUAUCACCUGUGGAUGCCUUUGGUUCUGUUGGCAAAGCUGUCAACAAGUCUGUUCAUGUGUCGAUGAAUGCACCUACAGUGAAAGCAAGUGGACAAGCAGAAUUCAACAGGAAUGGAACCCACCUGACUCUUUCUUGGAGAAACCUUUUCACUUCUGAUUGGCCAGAUCAUGACCUCACCUUUGAAGUCUCUGUUGGUUCAGUUAAGGGUGGUACUGACAUACUCCACUGGCAUAAAACCACUGACUCAAGUGUUAUUGUCUCUUUUGUGUCCAAAGUUACAUCCUUCUCCCUUUACUACAUUGUAACUGCUAUUGAUCCUUGUGGUUAUCACCUAGCCAGCACAGGUUCUGUGAAAAUAAAUUAAAUGCGUGUGAUCCUUCUUUUCUUUUGCAAGUAUUUAUUAUCAUCUUUCAAACUAUGUGCUAAGGCAGCAGAUUUCCCUUGACACCUACAGUUUGUAAUGGAAACUAUGUAGAUCAAACUCUUUACUUUAUAAAGCAUUGACAUUGAAUAGCAGACUCCCAGACUGUUCUCGAUCAUGACAGUAUAAUGACCACACAUGAUGGUUUCUUCAUGGGACAUAACUAUCUAUUUUUAUGAAUGAACCACCAAUACUAACCACUUUCCUCCCUCCACCAUUAUGUGGUCUCUAAGCAAAACCUAAAGAGAAAAUGAAACCUGGUUGUUGAAUAUCACAUUUUUGGGGUUUGUAAUAAUUUUGUAUUUGUAAAGAUAUAGAAGCACUAUGUAGAGGCUGUACUAUGCUAAAGAUUUUACUGAAUCUUGUAAAGCAAUUGACAAUGACAAGAAUUCUGAUACAAGACUGUCCAUUCUUUAUCGUAAAUUUGAGCCCAUCAUUUUGCUGUUGAUGUAUAUAAUCUUUAUUCUUACAUUAAUUACCUAAUAAUAAACGUUAUUGAGAGGCA